CUUUCAAACCGCCAUGGAACACUUAAAAAUACUCAUCCAAAACCUUUCGAUUUCAUCAAAUUCAAACUAUUAUUUUCAUUUGUCCGUUUUGAAUACCGUUCUUUUAGCCUAGAAGGAAACCCCAUAUUCUUUAACCAACGGCAUACUUCAAUGGAGACAUCAUCUGUAAACUCCAACCAGUUUCCGUUGCUUGAUAUGGUCCUUUUGUUUCAUGUAUUCUCAUGUUAUAACACCGUCAGAUGUUUUUUCUCAAGAUAUUGGUCUUCUUCUUCCCCACAAUCCCAAAAGAUUUCUGAGUUUUCAAGCAAGGAAGAUUUUUCAUCUGGUGAGAGAUUGUGCAGAAAAGAGGUGGAAAACUUGAUGGUAAAUCUGGGGAUUUUGUGCAGCCACGAGAUUGGGGAAGAAGAGUUGAAUGAAUCACUGGGGUGCGAGGAGAUUUCGAGGUUGUUUGAAGGAGAGCCGAGCUUGGAAGAAGUGAAGGAAGCUUUUGAUGUUUUUGAUGUGAAUAGAGAUGGGUUUAUUGAUGCAAAGGAAUUGCAGAGAGUCCUUUGUGCUUUGGGAUUGAAAGAAGGUUUGAAGCUGGAAAACUGCUUCAAGAUAAUCCGAACAUUUGAUGAAGACGGCGAUGGCAGAAUAGAUUUUCAGAAAUUCGUCAAACUUAUGGGGAAUAGUUUUUGCUGAAUCACUUCUUUCUUCUUUUCUAUCAUCA
Hibiscus syriacus is the source of this 709-nucleotide messenger RNA. Its product is annotated as probable calcium-binding protein CML46. Lineage: Eukaryota; Viridiplantae; Streptophyta; Magnoliopsida; Malvales; Malvaceae. Gene Ontology annotation, molecular function: calcium ion binding. Bases 151 to 681 code for a protein of 176 amino acids. The record is from RefSeq and is a predicted model, not a curated record. The transcript has a single exon.